Linum trigynum is the source of this 4195-nucleotide messenger RNA. The record is from the annotation of a GenBank genome assembly. Lineage: Eukaryota; Viridiplantae; Streptophyta; Magnoliopsida; Malpighiales; Linaceae.
UUAGCUUGAACAUUGCAUCAUGUUGAUAAAAAUUGUUUCAUUUAAUUACAAUGCUGAAAUAAGGGGUUGUAUAUGGAAGUCUUGAUUGUUUUUUAAGAUUUUUAAAAUAAAUAUAUUUUUCAUAGUACAAUACAUAUUUUUUUAUUUUUGUUCAUACACAAUCGUGAAUUAUUUGCUUGAUUUGAUUAAACUAUCACUCAAAUUGAAUGAUUAAACAAAUUCGAAUUUUAGCAUAGACUGUCGAGAUAAUUGGUAUCGGUGUUUGUCAUGUUUAUUUUUCUUGAAAUGUAUGGUACCAGUGUUCUUAUGUCGUCAUUGAACACUUCAUUGAACACUUCAAUUCAAUGUGCAAUAUUCCAACCAAUGAUAUUUGUGUUGAGUUUUUAAGAUUAUCUUCAUUUAUAAGUUAGAAAAAAUUCUAAAUUAAUUAUUAAAAUAUGAAAAUAGAAUUAUCAAACACCAAAAAAUACUUACAGGAGACUUAGUGGGCUAACUAACAGUGAUAGAAAAGUACUAUGUUUUUCAUAAUUUUAACUUUCCCUAUGUUUUGUUUUAAUAAAGUACAACAAAUGUGUCUAGUCUAAUUGGUUACAAUUCUUGUCUUUUAUGGAAGAGACCAUCGUUCAAAUCCUAGUAUUGAUAUGUUUUUAUAUGAAAUAAACAACUGAUUGUGUAGACGAAAAUACCCUUCCUACUUUCACUCUCGUUACAGGAAAUUUGAAAUGGGGCAAAUCAAACUCUCUUUUACGAUUUGGUGGCAGAUCAUCAUCUCAAGACAUGAAUCAAGAAUCAGAAGAACGUUAAUCAAUAAUGGAGGGUGAACUAAACGAGUUUCUGCCCUCUAUAUAUUUACCUAUAUAUCAAACGACCAGAGGCGAACCUAAGAAGGGGCAGGGUGUGUCGUCCGACACACCCUCGCUCGAGAAUUUUACGAAGGACCUACAUAUUUUUUGUACAAAAUUUUUUACUUCGGGAUAGCCGACACACCUUCAAUAAUUAUAGCCGACACACCUUCAUUAUACUCGAAGAAAUUAUUAUCCAAAUGAAUCAAUCUUAAUCAUAAUCCUUUUUAAUUUUGUUUAAAAUAACUCCUAAAGCAUAAUCCUAUCCUUCAUAUAAAAAUAACACUCUCAACUCAUACAAUAUAGUGUUGGGCAUGGGCCUAUAAUUAAAUAGAGAAAAAAAAAUCAUAAGCCAAAUGGGCAAUAGCCCAAUCGGCCACCUCCUCCCAUUAUUAUUCCUUCCCUCCCAAUCCAAUUAAUGGCCCAAUCCCCAAAUUAAUGGCCCAAUUGCCAUUUCCCUGUCCAUAUCCCAAGCCCCAGCGACCCAUCCCCAUUAUUCCCCCUGUUCCCUCUUCUCUCGCUCGCAAGUCGCAAAAAAUAUAAUCCCCAGACCCCUAGGCGAACCAAAAACCCAGGCGAAGGCAGAACCGGCAAGUCGGCACGGCAACCCAGGGAGGCCUCGGCGGACAUCCCUUCACCGGCGGGCGGCACCGCGGCGGCAACUCCUCGUAGCCGGUGAAGUGGGCACUUCUUGUAGCUGGCCAAAUGUAAGUAAUUUUACUGUUAUGAACACUAAAUUGCAAAGUUUAAGGGUUUUUCUUGUUUUCCCAUUUAACCCAAAUUUUAUUUGUCAAUUUGUAAUUCAUGGAUGAAUUGAAUGGAUUUGUUUAUAAGCUAAUUUAUAUUGUACUCUGUAUCCAGACAUGGAGAGAUUUUACCCAAAGGUCCCAAAGAAAGCCAAAACUACUCCACAAAUUACCAAUUUAGGAGGAGAAUCAAGUAAAAGGAAGCAUGAUGAUUCUCAAUCUUCCUCACCAUCGAUUAAUCAAACAAGUGGCAUCUCAAGUAAGUUUUCUUCAUUUCCUGAAGAAAAUGAGAAUGAUGAGGUUGAUGUGAACAAAUUGGAAGCCGAUCCGGGGUUGAGGAGAAAGUUUUCAACUUUCCCUAUUAAUAUGCAAGAUGAGAUUAGAAGAGCAUAUCUGAUAAAGGGUCCUUGUCAACCAAAAGGUUCUUUCCCAUAUACCGACUAUAGUGGAGAAAAACGAAGAUUUAAUCCUUCUUGGUAUACUGGGCACAAGGGUUGGCUAGAGUAUAGUGUUCAUGAUGAUGCAGUAUACUGUCUACCUUGCUAUUUGUUUGUAUCUGAAUCUAAAAAUGGUAGUGGAGAAGCAUUCAUAUCAAAUGGGGUGAGAUGUUGGAAUAGGAAGACGCGAUUAGAUGAUCAUGUUGGUGGCCCUAAUAGUUCUCACAAUGUGGCUGCUAAGAAAGGUGAAGAUUUGUUGAGACAAUCACAGAGCAUCUCAAGUGCAUUGGUGAGACAAACAGAUAAACCAAAAAGAGAAUAUCGUAUUCGUUUGCAGGCAUCAGUUACUACCACUAAGGCUCUUCUACACCAAGGAUUGCCAUUUCGAGGGCACGAUGAAAGUGAAUCUUCAGAAAACAAAGGAAAUUUUCGUUACUUUUUGGAGGUUAUUGCUAAUGAGAAUAAGGAAGUGCGAAGUGUUGUGUUGGAGAAUGCUCCGAAAAAUCUUCAACUGACUUCUCCCAAGAUUCAAAAGGAUAUUGUUCGAGCAAUAGCAUCUCUAAUAAGUCAAGAGAUCAUCAAAGAUCUUAGAGAUUCUUUUUUCUGCAUAUUGGUGGAUGAAUCUCGUGAUGUGUCAAUUAAGGAGCAAAUGGUUCUGGUUAUACGUUAUGUUGAUAAGAAUGGUUGUGUUAUUGAGAGAUUUCUUGGUAUUGCUCAUGUCGCUGAUACUAGGGCUGCUACACUCAAAAAGGAGAUUGAAUCAAUUCUUGGAUUACAUGGGCUAAGUUUGGCAAGGGUGAGGGGGCAAGGAUAUGAUGGGGCUAGUAACAUGAGAGGUGAAAUCAAUGGACUGAAAUCAUUAAUCUUGGUUGAGAAUCCAUCUGCUCAUUACAUUCAUUGCUUUGCUCAUCAACUUCAGUUGACACUAGUAGCUGUUGCAAGAGAUCAUGUGCUCAAUAAUCGCUUCUUUGAGCAUUUUGCUUCAUUGCUCAAUGUGAUUGGUGGAUCACCUAAGAGGGUCGAUUCUCUUCGAGACAAGCAUGCCGCAAGGGUUAUUGAGGCUCUAUCUACUGGUGAUUUGGAGAGUGGACAAGGAUUGAAUCAACAAAUAGGGUUGAAAAGGCCCGGUGAUACACGUUGGGGAUCCCAUCUUGGGGCACUUACAAAUCUUAUGGAUAUGUUCAGUUCUGUGGUUGAUGUACUGAAUGAGAUGCAAUUUGACACACGUUCAAAGGAGGCACAAGGUAAAGUAGUGAAUUCUCUGCUUCAAAUGCGAACUUUUGAGUUUGUCUUUCACAUGAAGAUGAUGAUUGAAGUGCUUGCAAUUACAAAUGAGUUGUCUAUAGCAUUACAAAGGAAAGAUCACGACCUUGUUAAUGAUAUGGAACUCAUUAAUUGCUCAAAGAAGAGACUACAAGAGUUGAGAGAUGAAGGGUGGGAACCUCUAUUUGAUGAUGUGGUUUCAUUCUGCACUAAGGAACAAAUUCAUGUUCCUAACAUGAAUGACUUGUUCACUUUUGCUGGAAGAACAAGACGUAGCACCCCUCAUCAGCCUACAAACUUGCAUUACUAUCAAGUCGAUUUAUUCUAUGCAGUUAUAGAUUUGCAGUUGCAAGAGUUGAAUACUCGAUUUGGUGAGGUGAACACUCGAUUGUUGGACUGCAUUUCUUGUUUUAGUCCAGCUAACUCUUUUGCUUAUUUUGAUAACGCAAAGUUGAUGAGUCUUACUGAGUUUUAUCCCGAGGAGUUUCCAUCCAAUGUGCUCUCACGACUUCAUCAACAAUUGGGGGGCUACAUUUCUCAUGUCAAGGAGGAUAAGAGCUUUGAUGGAUUGCGAGGAAUCGAUGAGCUAGCUAGGAAAUUGGUGGAAAGGGGAAAGGACACUCUUUAUCCUUUAGUUUACUUGCUGUUAAAGUUGGUGUUGACCUUACCUGUGGCAACUGCAAGCUGCGAAAGAGCAUUUUCAGCUAUGAAGAUAAUCAAGAACGAUCUUCGAAAUCGGUUGAGUGAUCAAUUUAUGAAUGAUUGUUUAGUUGUGUAUAUUGAAAAAGAUUUGCUUUGCAGCAUAAGUGAUGAAUGUAUUUUAGAGACAUUUCAGCAGAUGAAAAGUUGUCGCGGUUCGUUGUAAACAUGACAUUGUGAACUUUAUGAAUUAAUUUCUUUUAAUUUU